UUUCAGUUUUGUUUUGUUAGGCCAAGGUGCUGCAGCAGCCGUCGCAACCGUAGCGAUGAGGCAUGCCCCUGUCAAAGCCACAACGUUUAAGCCACAACAAUAAUAGCGAUAAUUGCACACACAUUUCUGCCUUAUUUUUGGAACACCGAGACGGCGGAGACGGAGACGGCAAGCAGAAUGUCCCAUUUGCUGAGGCGCACCAAAAAGUCCUGCCUGAAGUUGCUUCGCAAGAUAUCCACUUCAAGGCAGCUCUUUGUGCAGCGCCUGGACGAGGAGGAUGGCGAUGAUGAGGAUGAGAUGGAGCCGUCCGAUGGAGAGACGUAUCCGCAGAAGGAUGUGAACAGCAAUUGCCACACAGCGGAGGCCAUCUACGAGGAGCUGCAGCUGAACGAGUGUAGUCCCAAACCCGAGCAACACCAACACCAACACCAACAACACCAAACGCAACCAAAAGCCGUCCAACACUUUGAGUAUGCCAGCGAGGCAGAGGAGGAGAAGCAGCCGCAGCCGCAGCUCCACUAUCCGGAGACCAAGCUAGACCUGAGGAGCAGGUACUUGCUCAGCUCGAGCAACUAUGAGGUACUCGAGUCCACCCCCGUCCCAGACUCUGGCAUCGAGUUCGAGCGAGUGCCCUACAGGGAAAACGUGCGAUAUCUGCGGCACACCCCGUCCAACUCCAGUCUGGAUCUGCAUCUGCAGGUGGAGGAGCAGCAGAAGCAGCCGCAGCCCCAACCCAAACAGAAGCCGCAGCAGCCGCAACAGAUGCCGACUGCGGCCAGGUUCCAUCCGUGCAGCAUCAGCCUGGGAUCGAAGAUCGAAGGAAACUACCACAACGUUGUGAUCAUGGAGCCGCCGCACGAUGAUUACCCCAUUGUCAAGUGGGACAUCAAUGGCAACUCAAUGGACGACGAGAGCAUCGAUCGUUGGCAGCUGUCCACCCACUGGGAUGACUUUGAUAGUCGGUGGCGCAAGGCGGCGACCGGUCCCUCCCACUUCCGAUCCCGAUCCCGAUCCCAGUCGCAGUCACAGAGGUCGAGCCACCAAUCGAGCUCCUGCACCCUGGAAACGUGGAUCGAUGAAGCGGAGCCGCUCAGCCUGGGGCCCUUCGUCGACGAAAAUCCCCAAGUGAACGCUGGAACGCACAGUAGUCUUUGCCUUAAGAGCUUCUAGAUUCGGAAUUCGGAAUUCGGAAUUCGGUGGCCUUUGACUUUGACCUCCGCCCGAAUGAAAUUAGAUGUAACCAGAUAUGUGAGAAAUACCUAACCAGAUACUUAUGUACUUAUGUUUGUAGCCGAGCCAAUACUCGUAUUGUAUAUGGUGGACCGCAAUUUUCAUUAUAGAAAGUUGCUGCCAGAAAUCCAUUAAAAUAAAGUGUUUGCGACGCUCCUUUGGCUCCAUACCUUGAAUGCA
This is a messenger RNA of Drosophila guanche, 1410 nucleotides long. RefSeq lists its product as uncharacterized. The record is from RefSeq and is a predicted model, not a curated record. The coding region runs from base 178 to 1170 and encodes 330 amino acids. The transcript is spliced from 2 exons. Lineage: Eukaryota; Metazoa; Arthropoda; Insecta; Diptera; Drosophilidae.